AUGGCUCACCGAUUCAUGGUACCCGAUUCGAGUCCCGCUCCAUCGACACCCGAUAAGAAUUCGAAAAAUGGAAUGACCUUCUCCUUCAUGGGCGACAUGCCAUCGACGACUCCCGCCGGCCCUCCUCCGUCCUCCCAAGCCUCCUUCACCCCUGCGGGAGCUCCGUCAGAAUCCUACUUGGGCAGCUCCAUCAUGCAUGGGACGACAACAAACAGCAAACCUCCGAGUUUUGGCUUCAGUCAAAGCCAGUCGCAUAGUUCACUGGGACGCAACUUGUUCGGCCGAAACGAAACAUCUAAUGCGCCCCUGGGCCGCUCCAUAAGGGGCAGGGAGCGACAGCCUUCCGGCUUAAGCCGCCAGUUCAGCUUUGACGACGAGGAAGCGAACGAGGGCGAGGAUGCCGAGGGAGACGACGAGUUACCGCCGCACAGUCUAUUCCGAAAGUCCUCUGCCCUUCCUGACCAGGUAGACGAGGAAGACGAGGAUGCCGAGGGAGACGACGUCGAAGCGCAAAUCGAUCGAUAUAUCGAGGAGGAACUGCAGGCUAAGCAGGAUGGCCGAAGUAAAGCGGAUGGUGACGAUGACCAAGAGGAAAGUAAAAUGUCCCAAGGGGAUUCCGAUGAGGAAGACCUGUUCCUUAACAUGCGACAUGAUGACCGCCCCUACGGACAGCCCAUCAUUGGGGAGGGUGACGACUUGAUUAUGCUUCAAACCCCCGCGGCUGCCGACAGGGUCCGAAGGGAAGCCGAACACAUAUUUAAAAGAUCAUCGGCACGUCCCGGCGGCCCAACACGAGACAAGGAAUUCCAGUUUGCGACUAUCGCCAGGGACAUGUAUACCUCGCAGGACGCUGCUAGAAUAACCGAGUCUCCGGAUUUGAUACUCAAAACAGAAGACUUGGUCUCCAGGCUCUAUGACGAAGGAGUAGGAGCUGUGGAAGAUGCAGAGAAGAUGGAUAAUUCCUUGGCAAACAUUACAUAUCGACUGGUCAGGUUGUGGAACGACUAUGUGGAGGGCUUGCCUCAGCCCGAGGGCGAAGACUUUGCGACCGUUGGACCCGGAAAUAAAGCCGAGCCGUUUGAGAAGGCGACGUACGUUGCCAACCUGAUUCUGCGACUACACCAUACCCGUUUCGAAGACGACAUAGGUGACGAGAAGACGCCUCCACUGCCCGAAGUCUUAUUUAACUGGCAAGAGUCCAGCCACAACCUGUAUCCCGAUCAGGUUCGUGAAAUCAGCCGCUACAAACCAAGUCCGGCCUGCCACGGUUUGUUUUGGCAAACACUGCGAAGCGCGCUCCUUAGAGGCGACGUGAGCGGAGCAUUGCAGCUCUUGAGAAACGCUGGCUGGGACCAAGUUUGUAGAGGCACCCGUGACGACAAGGCUUACGUCGGCAAGGCCCUCGAGAACGUGCGUCGUUUUGCCGAUGCUACGUGCGAAAUGCUCGAAAAGUGCCCGGCCGUGAGAGCCGACUGGGACAUUUGGAACAGUAGCUGGACUCUGUUUCGCAUCCAGGCGCGAGGCUCCUUGGACAGGCUGACCCUCUUCGCGGAAGGGCGUGACGGCCAAGCUGGCGAUCAUUGGGGCGGCAGUCACGCUCAGCAACAACCUCAGUCCAUGUCCACAAUGGCCAGGCAGGCAUCAAGUCAGAUUCCCUGGGACGUCUACGAGAACUUGCAGAGUGUGUAUGGUAUAGUGCUGGGAAAUCACGAAGCCAUCUUGGAAACCGCCCAGGACUGGUGCGAGGCAACGGUUGGGUUGCUGGGUUGGUGGGACGACGCGAACCAGCACCGCAAGAACCCCGGGCUAUCCCAGUCGCGCGGCUUCGGAGCUUCGAGAUGCCAAAUCGGAAGCUCCCCAGACUACUUUGAUCGCCUUGGCUCCGCAUUCCGCUUGGUUCUCGACUCGGACAUGACUCCCAACCCCGCGGAUCCUGUUGAAGUUGCCGUUGCAUCUUGUUUUGAGGGCAAUGUGAAUGGGGUGGUCGGGCUUUUGAGAACCUGGUCGCUUCCUGUUGCGUCGGCGGUGACGGAAGUUGCUUCCCUGGGACAAUGGCUACCGGCUACAAAAUCUGCCAAGCCCCUGCCGACCGACACUUUGGACAUGGACGACCUGGCCUUGCUUGGAAUACUUCCACCAACAAUGGACGAGAUGGAAGGCAUCAAGGACACCACACUCACAUUGUACGCCCACGAGUUGGCCGGUAUCGAACACCUAUGCGCGCAGAAGAGCGGAUGGGAAAUGGCAAUCCGGGUGCUCGGAAGAAUGGACUCGCCGCAAAAGUCGGAGGACGCGGUCGCAGAUUUGCUGAAAAAGCUGCUCGAGACGCUGGAUGAGAAGUCGCGCACCACCGUUGACCGACUGUGGAAGAUAUUGAACGACCUCGGCAUGAUUGUCUACGCCGAGGAAAUGGCCGAGGCAUUCGCAGACAUUCUGUGCAAGACGUCUGACAGAUACGGCGAAGCUCUCUGGUACUACGCCCUAGCUCACCGUCCUCACAGAGUCAAAGGAAUAUUGAAUCUCCUCAUGGCGUAUUCACUGAUUGAAUCAACGGUCUUCCCGCCGGAGAAAGAUAUGGAUGAAGAUUUCCGGAACUUGCUGAGGAAGAGGACCGAAACGCUGGAAAUAGGCGCCAAGCAAGACUUGGAAGCAGCACAGCUCCUUGGUCGCGUGCUUAGUGGUUAUGCCACGCUGCGCAAAUUUUACGAGAUUCGGGACGAAGCAAUCAAGUGCGAGGAGACAUCGAGCGCGAAAUCUAGGGCCUUGAAGAGACAGGCGGCCGUGGCUCUUGUGGCCGUCAUCUCAAGUGCCGACGACAGCAUUCGAGGGGGGUUGCGCGACGAGACGCGGGAUGCCGUGGUGAGCGAGGAUUUCCUCCUGGCCUUGCUCGGCGAGGCCACCGUCUUUGUCAACCAAUCGCCGGCAGUCUUGACGCUGGAUCAGAUUGACGUCUUGCUCAAGGCGGUUGAGGAUUUGCAAACGGUAGGAUCGCGCGCCUACAACUCCUGCCAGUCCUUCCUUGACGCAGUUCUCGCGUCGGGCCAGAACUUGAGGGGAUCCACGCCGGCUGAUCUCCUGACAAAGUCGACAAGUUCGCUCAGCGGAAGCAGCUACGUCCUGAGCGGAAGCUCCAUGCUGGCCAGCCGCGUCCAUCAGGCGACAGGAGGAGGCGGCGUGGAGACGAGGCGCGGCUGGGACUGGAGGAAAGGAUGGAAGGUUUCCACAAAGGGCGACGACUUGCUGCGAAGGCUUCGCCUGGGGCUGUCCAAGGACCUGGGGGUGCUGUGGCUUGAGGACACGGAUGGGGUUGCUUGA
Messenger RNA from Ustilaginoidea virens, 3315 nucleotides. RefSeq lists its product as uncharacterized. The coding region runs from base 1 to 3315 and encodes 1104 amino acids. Gene Ontology annotation, cellular component: nuclear pore outer ring. Lineage: Eukaryota; Fungi; Ascomycota; Sordariomycetes; Hypocreales; Clavicipitaceae. Gene Ontology annotation, biological process: protein import into nucleus; mRNA export from nucleus; positive regulation of DNA-templated transcription. The transcript is spliced from 2 exons. The record is from RefSeq and is a predicted model, not a curated record. Gene Ontology annotation, molecular function: structural constituent of nuclear pore.